GGAGGAGAGAGAGAGAGAGAGCGGUUCAAUUGCAACUCCCGGGCACGAACACCGGCCCAUCGAGCGCAUCGCCAUAAGUCGGCUUCUUCUUUCGGUCUCGCCUUCUCCGACGCCGCCGGCCGCCGGCCGCCGCCUCCGUCUCUAUCCGAGCCCCGCGGGAGCGCCCACGCCCCGUCGCCGCUUCCUUCUUCUCUUCUCUCUCUCUCUCUCUCUCUAUCUGUGUCCGGCCUUGGGAAGCUCGGAUGGCUUCCGAAGCUGGGUGGUAUAUUCUCGGCGACAAUCAGCAGAACGUCGGCCCUUAUGCCGCCGCCGAGUUGCUCGAGCAUUUGAAAAAUGGGUAUCUGUCUGAGAGUACACUCGUGUGGGCUGAAGGAAGAGCUGAUUGGCAGCCUCUAUCUUCUGUCCCCGAGCUGAUGCUCCCCCUUUCGGAUAAUGGGGAUGGUUCCCAGAACCCAGCCGUGUUAAACAGCGAAGAGGAGUUUGAGAAAUGGCAGAGGGAAGUUAGAGAGUCUGAGGCCGUGGGGUUGAAUAAUGGAUCUCAAUCUGCGGAAGACGACCUUAUCCGGCCUUCGACACCACCAGAGGGUGAGGAAGAGUUUGUCGAUGAUGAUGGAACUAGGUACAAAUGGGACCGUGGUCUCCGAGCAUGGGCUCCCCAGGAUAACAUCUCAGCAAAUAGUGACCACUAUGGGCUAGAAGAAAUGACUUUUCUGGAAGAAGAGGAAGUCUUCCCUAGUGGAAAUUGGGAUGAACCUACGAAGGAAGAAGUUAAUGAACCAGCUGAUAUAGCUGAAGCAAAGACUGUCAGUGAUUCAGAGGAAGCAAAACCUAAUGCUAAGAGAAAACAGCCUGAGAAGGAAGCUUCAAAGAAGGAACCAAACAAACCACCCGAUAGUUGGUUUGAUUUGAAGGUUAACACACAUGUGUAUGUAAUCGGGUUGCCUGAGGAUGUCACUAUGGAGGAAGUGGUGGAGGUUUUUUCCAAGUGUGGAAUAUUAAAGGAGGAUCCUGAAACAAAAAAGCCUCGUGUGAAGAUCUAUGUUGACAAAGAAACUGGAAGAAAAAAGGGAGAUGCACUUGUCACUUAUUUAAAGGAGCCCUCAGUUGCCCUAGCUAUCCAAAUAUUGGAUGGAGCACCUUUUCGCCCUGGUGGCAAGGUACCGAUGUCGGUUAGCCAAGCUAAGUUUGAGCAGAAAGGUGAUAAAUUUAUUUCUAAACAAGUGGACGGCAAGAAGAAAAAGAAACUGAAGAAGGUCGAAGAGAAGAUGCUUGGCUGGGGUGGGAGGGAUGAUGCGAAGGUUUUAGUUCCAACUACCGUUGUUCUUCGAUAUAUGUUCACACCUGCUGAAAUGAGGGCUGAUGAUAAUUUGCGCCCAGAACUGGAGGAAGAUAUUCGAGAGGAAUGUGUGAAACUUGGUCCUGUGGAUUCCGUAAAGGUAUGUGAGAAUCAUCCGCAGGGUGUUGUUUUGGUGAAAUUUAAAGAUAGGAAAGAUGCUCAAAAGUGCAUCGAAUUGAUGAAUGGAAGAUGGUUUGGGGGUAGACAGAUACAUGCCAGCGAGGAUGAUGGCUCUGUCAACCAUGCUCUAGUCCGGGAUUUAGAGGAGGAUGCAGCGAGGUUGGAGCAGUUUGGGUCUGAGCUGGAAGCUGAGUGAGCUCUGUCAAAUGCGUGCGUACAAGUGUGCUAUCG
Molecule: messenger RNA, 1687 nt
Organism: Eucalyptus grandis
Lineage: Eukaryota; Viridiplantae; Streptophyta; Magnoliopsida; Myrtales; Myrtaceae
Product: splicing factor U2AF-associated protein 2
Exons: 13
Coding region: 243-1652 (469 amino acids)
Biological process (GO): mRNA splicing, via spliceosome
Cellular component (GO): U2-type spliceosomal complex; U2 snRNP
Molecular function (GO): RNA binding
Source: RefSeq, a predicted model, not a curated record